AUGGCGGUGUUCUGCGACCUGGAGGACGACGAGUGCUCAUCCCGCAGUCGAUCGCGCUUCGAUGCAGAUUCAUCUUCCUGUCACGAUCAGCUGAGACUGGCUGGAAAGGCAGACUCCGGUACAGCCAGCAGGCAUGGUCAUAUCAAGAACGUCAUGGUUCAAGCAUUGACUACCAAUAAACUGGCCGCCCUUCUGACAUGCUACCCUGUUGCGCUGUCCCUGUCGUCCCACCUCGACCUCAACGAUUUACACGCUUUGGCAGCGACCUGUCAUGGCGUACAUGCAAGCCUCACGCAGUACGCCCGCCAACUGAAGUCUCAGUCACUUCGCUGUAGCCAUGACGGGACGCCGGGUCUCGCGGCCUCACAGACGCAGGCGCGCAGCGAAGCCUCUGGGCGAGAACCGGUUCAUACGCAACCUACUGGACUCUACGCUUCCAUGGCCGUUUCAAGCAAAAUCAGCUCUUGUGCGCGAGACCUGGUCGCCCCAUGUAGAAAAUGUGGGAGGAUUGUCUGUCGGAAUUGCGCCGUCAAACCUCUUAGCAACAUCAGACUGAAGGAGCGACUACGCAGAUUAUGCAAGACAUGCCUCGAUGCACCGAUCGAAGCACACUUCCACGGUCUGAACCCCCCUGAGGAUCCGAUCGACGUUAGUACUCAUACUUUCACCUCAUCGGCCUUUCUCCGUGGCCCGUGUACCUGCGAGUCUCGCGGUGUGUUCCUGUGCGCUCCCUGUGGGGGGAAUCUACGAGCCGCAGAUACCACCUAUCAGAGGGUAUUCACAUGGCGCUCACGCUACAGUACGCACAUUGGUGGCGGACUCGGUACGGGAUUAGGCCUGGGCAAUCAAGGUCAGAAGUGUGGGCGCGGGGCGUCUUGUCUGGACACAAGUAGCGAAGCAGUAUGCUGGGUUGAAACCGACUGUUUGGAGGACAAGUCCCAGGAUACUGCAGAUCAUGACGGCCAUAGCCUCAGCCGAGUAGGCACCCCAGAUUCGUCUAGCAACAAGCCUGGAUAUCUCCAACAAGAAGUUGAGGGCAUAGGAGGCGUCCUCAAGAAGAAGGUGAAGAGGAGAGUCAAGACUGGAGCUUGCACCUAUGAAUACGCAGACGAGCGUGAAAGUGGCAAGUAUCUACAGCGAGAGCGUACAGGGGCAGUACGGAGUUGGUGCGGGUGGUGUGCCAGAGUUGUGCCUUCUCUCAAGGACAAGCAGGAGCCAUGCAUGGAUCAGAUGGAGGUCUAA
Messenger RNA from Cladophialophora carrionii CBS 160.54, 1242 nucleotides. RefSeq lists its product as uncharacterized. The record is from RefSeq and is a predicted model, not a curated record. The transcript is spliced from 5 exons. Bases 1 to 1242 code for a protein of 413 amino acids. NCBI's taxonomy places the organism in Eukaryota, Fungi, Ascomycota, Eurotiomycetes, Chaetothyriales, Herpotrichiellaceae.